Messenger RNA from Pyricularia oryzae 70-15, 505 nucleotides. RefSeq lists its product as uncharacterized. The transcript is spliced from 3 exons. The record is from RefSeq and is a predicted model, not a curated record. The coding region runs from base 1 to 438 and encodes 145 amino acids. NCBI's taxonomy places the organism in Eukaryota, Fungi, Ascomycota, Sordariomycetes, Magnaporthales, Pyriculariaceae.
AUGGCGUUUGAUGGAAAAGCCAAGCUAUACAAGUACGGAGUACCUUGGUGCCAAAAGAGCAUGGAAUUCUUCGAGGAGUUAUGUUGCUUGCUCCCCGAGCCCGGGCCCCACUACGUCUUGCCUGUUCGGCCUUACGCCAAAUCAGGCUCGCGGACCGCAAGACUCACCUUACAUGCUUCUCAAAAAGCAGGGAUGCGGCCACUCGAAAGCCCCGGGACUUGGAAUUGGGAAUCUCGUUACUUGACUGGAAGCUGGCUGUGCCGGUGUGGGUAUGGAGCCCAACCCAGCAAGCAUCUUCGCAUCGCAACAUAUUGUGGUCCUGUCGCUCGCUACCUUGACGGCUCCAUCGGACGGUCAGACUCCUCCCCCUCCACGCACACCAUCUGGGUCCCAGCAGCGUGUAGCAUCCAUCCCCUGCACGGCGAGAAAGUCCUGUAGGCAAGCACGCACGGCUGGGAAAUGAUUGUUAUGUUGGACCACCUUACACAGGUAGGUACAUUCAUUC